AUGGUGGCAGACGCGCUAAUCCAACACCCUGUGGUCACCCACUAUCUGCGAUACGUCGCAACGACAGUCGGUCGCGACAAGAUCCUGAGAACGAUCCAGUACUUUGCUCGUUUCUACGCAUGGUACCUGUACAGAACCAACAACCCCACAAGCGCCAUUCAACCAUGGGCAACGCUUAAGAACCAGUUCGGCCUGACGAGGAAGAUCCUCAGAAUAGGGAAAUUUGUUGAGCAUAUAAGAGGAGCGUCAGAACUGUAUGAUGUAGCCAUGAAGAAUGGCAGUGGGGACAAGAUCGUACAGUAUCUGCAAACCCUGCGACAGCUGGGUUAUGCCGGAUACAUGCUUUUCGACACAUUGACAGUGCUCGAUGCUAUGGGAGUCAAGAAAUACGAAGGCGCCAAGCGAUUGCAGGCGACUGCCUACAGAUUCUGGUUUACUGGUUUGACAGCCAGUGCUCUAGCAGGCAUCUACAGUUUGUACCAGCUCAACCAGAGGACGAAGCAGAUUGACGAGAAGGACCCCGACGGCAAGAUGGAGAAAGUGAAGGUUGCUAAGCAACGCAAAGUCGCAAACAUUCAGCUUACUUCAGAUUUGUGUGACUUGACUGUGCCAUCAACCGCUUUGGGGUAUGCCAAUUUUGACGAUGGUAUCAUUGGCCUGGCAGGGACGUUGAGUAGUCUGCUGGGUAUUCAAGGAGUUUGGGCAAAGACCGCUUAG
Messenger RNA from Lithohypha guttulata, 717 nucleotides. It is a transcript of the gene PEX11, whose product is annotated as Peroxisomal membrane protein PMP27. The record is from RefSeq and is a predicted model, not a curated record. Gene Ontology annotation, biological process: peroxisome fission. The coding region runs from base 1 to 717 and encodes 238 amino acids. Lineage: Eukaryota; Fungi; Ascomycota; Eurotiomycetes; Chaetothyriales; Trichomeriaceae. The transcript is spliced from 3 exons. Gene Ontology annotation, cellular component: peroxisomal membrane.